Molecule: messenger RNA, 1245 nt
Organism: Indicator indicator
Lineage: Eukaryota; Metazoa; Chordata; Aves; Piciformes; Indicatoridae
Product: zona pellucida sperm-binding protein 3-like
Exons: 9
Coding region: 1-1245 (414 amino acids)
Biological process (GO): binding of sperm to zona pellucida; positive regulation of acrosome reaction; egg coat formation
Cellular component (GO): extracellular matrix
Molecular function (GO): acrosin binding
Source: RefSeq, a predicted model, not a curated record
AUGAAGGCUCUCAGGGGGAGGUGGUGGUGGUUUGUGCUCCUCUUUGUGGCUGCAGCUUGGGCACAGGAUGCCCAGGGUAAGGAGCUGCUUGGAGUCUCUGUUACGUGUGGCCAAGACUGGCUCUCGGUGGCAGUGCCAACCAGCCUCCUGGGGAGCCACCUGGCCCGUGGGGAGCUGACACUGGGAUCUGGCUGUGGGGUGACUGCUGCUGAUGGGGACAGGUACUGGCUGGAGCACCCACUCGUGGGCUGUGGCACAACGCUGGAGCUCCUUCCAGACAGCAUCCACUACAGCAAUGUUCUCCACUACCAGCCUCUGACUGGGAAGCCUGUGGCUCGUUCCAGACCUUUCUCCCUCCCUGUGGACUGCUCCUACCCACGGGUGGGCAAUGUUUCCUCCAGAGCCCUCCAGCCCAACUGGAUCUCCUUCAGCUCCACCGUCGCCCACCGCAGACGCUUGCGCUUCGCCCUGGAUGUGUACGACAGUUCCUGGUCCUCCCAGCUGCUCCAGCCCCCCAGAUAUUCCCUGGGGGAGCUGAUCAACGUCGAGGCCUCAGUGGACACCAACCAUCAGCUCCCCCUGAGGGUCUUUGUAGCUGAGUGUGUGGCCAGCCCCAGCACAGCAGAGUGGCUCAGACAUGAGGUCAUCACUGAUGAUGGGUGCCUGCUGGAUGGGCAGCUUGGGCGUUCUCGCUUCCUACCCCAGCAUGGAAACAGCUCCCUCCGCUUCCAGCUGGACACCUUCCUCUUCCCCAACGCCUCUGGGAGCCAGGUCUGUGCCAACAGGCUCUACCUCCGCUGUCACCUGAAGGCUGUGGCACCAGCUGCUGGUGGCAUCUUGGGCAAAGCCUGUUCCUAUGAUCCUGUGGGAGGUCUGCUGGGAGAAGCCACCGUCCUCCUCGGCCCUUUGGAGCUCCUCUCCGCUCUCCCCAGCUCAUCCCCAGGGAACUGCACGGCGCCGGAGGCCAGCAGGAUGCCGUCUGCUCGCCCCUCGGUCCCCGCGAUGCGGGGCCAGGAGAGGGACUCGAGGCCAGCUGCCCCUGGCACCAUGGUGGCCAUGUGCUGCGUCCUGCUCGCCGUGAGCCUGGCUGGUUGCUACUGCUCCGUGCGGCGCCACCGAGCUGGGGACCCUGAGGCGGCCCUGGGGGAGCCCCAGGCUGUGGCCAUGGCCUCCACGGCCCCCACUGAAAACCACAGCACCCCCAGGACCUGCCCUGCUCCUGUGGUGGACCCUUCCAUGGUGUGA